Molecule: messenger RNA, 2905 nt
Organism: Arabidopsis arenosa
Lineage: Eukaryota; Viridiplantae; Streptophyta; Magnoliopsida; Brassicales; Brassicaceae
Source: the annotation of a GenBank genome assembly
GUGGAAGCCUCACCAACUCCGAUAAUAAACUUUCUCUCUUCUGAAACAGAUCUCUCUCUACUUCGCUUCUUCACUCGACUUGUAUCAUCAUCCAUGGCUUCCGAGAAUCCUUUCCGGAGCAUAUUGAAGGCGUUAGAGAAGCCUGAUGGUGGCGAAUUCGGUAACUACUACAGCUUGCCUGCUUUGAACGAUCCCAGGAUCGAUAAACUACCUUAUUCCAUUAGGAUACUUCUUGAAUCUGCCAUACGUAACUGUGAUGAGUUUCAAGUUAAGAGCAACGAUGUUGAGAAGAUUCUUGAUUGGGAGAAUACUUCUCCCAAACAGGUUGAGAUUCCGUUCAAACCUGCUCGGGUUCUUCUUCAGGACUUUACUGGUGUCCCUGCUGUUGUUGAUCUUGCUUGCAUGAGAGAUGCCAUGAAUAAUCUCGGUGGGGAUUCUAAUAAGAUUAACCCACUGGUCCCUGUAGAUCUUGUCAUUGAUCACUCCGUUCAGGUUGAUGUGGCGAGAUCAGAGAACGCAGUGCAGGCAAACAUGGAGCUUGAGUUCCAGCGUAACAAGGAAAGAUUUGCUUUUCUUAAGUGGGGCUCCAAUGCCUUUCACAACAUGCUUGUCGUACCUCCUGGAUCUGGAAUAGUUCAUCAAGUCAACCUUGAAUACCUUGCCAGAGUUGUUUUCAACACAAAUGGACUUCUUUACCCAGACAGUGUUGUUGGCACAGACUCUCACACCACUAUGAUUGAUGGAUUGGGUGUUGCUGGAUGGGGAGUUGGCGGUAUAGAAGCGGAAGCUACCAUGCUUGGUCAGCCAAUGAGCAUGGUCCUGCCCGGUGUUGUGGGUUUCAAGCUAACAGGAAAACUAAGAGAUGGAAUGACAGCUACUGAUUUGGUCUUAACAGUGACUCAAAUGCUGAGGAAACAUGGAGUAGUUGGAAAGUUUGUUGAAUUCUACGGGGAAGGGAUGAGAGAAUUGUCUUUAGCUGAUCGUGCUACAAUUGCCAAUAUGUCUCCUGAGUACGGUGCAACCAUGGGAUUCUUCCCAGUCGACCAUGUCACGUUGCAGUAUCUAAGGUUGACAGGCAGGAGCGAUGACACUGUCUCUAUGAUAGAGGCGUAUUUACGAGCAAACAAGAUGUUUGUGGAUUACAGUGAGCCAGAGAGUAAGACAGUUUAUUCCUCAUGUCUGGAAUUGAAUCUGGAGGAUGUGGAACCUUGUGUUUCUGGUCCCAAGAGGCCUCACGAUCGUGUUCCUUUGAAGGAAAUGAAGGCAGACUGGCAUUCGUGCUUGGAUAAUAGAGUGGGAUUCAAGGGUUUUGCUGUACCUAAAGAAGCACAGAGUAAGGCUGUAGAGUUCAAUUUUAACGGGACCACAGCACAGCUUAGACAUGGAGAUGUUGUUAUAGCAGCAAUCACCAGUUGCACAAAUACCUCGAACCCUAGUGUAAUGCUUGGCGCUGCCUUGGUUGCAAAAAAGGCCUGCGAACUAGGACUGGAGGUUAAGCCAUGGAUUAAAACUAGUCUUGCUCCAGGCUCUGGAGUUGUAACAAAGUACUUGGCAAAGAGUGGCUUGCAGAAGUACUUGAAUCAGCUCGGCUUCAGUAUAGUUGGUUAUGGGUGUACCACAUGCAUUGGAAACUCAGGGGAUAUCCAUGAAGCUGUGGCUUCAGCAAUAGUUGAUAAUGACUUGGUGGCAUCCGCUGUGUUGUCCGGGAACAGAAAUUUUGAGGGACGUGUUCACCCGUUAACAAGGGCUAACUAUCUAGCUUCCCCGCCGCUUGUUGUAGCCUAUGCUUUGGCUGGAACGGUUGACAUUGAUUUUGAGACACAGCCCAUUGGAACUGGGAAAGAUGGCAAACAGAUAUUUUUCAGGGACAUCUGGCCCUCUAACAAAGAAGUUGCUGAGGUUGUUCAAUCUAGUGUCCUUCCUGAUAUGUUCAAAGCUACAUAUGAAGCAAUCACCAAAGGAAAUUCCAUGUGGAAUCAGUUAUCUGUCGCGUCAGGUACUCUCUAUGAGUGGGACCCGAAAUCAACAUACAUUCACGAGCCACCUUAUUUCAAGGGCAUGACCAUGUCACCACCCGGUCCACAUGGUGUGAAAGACGCAUACUGUUUACUCAAUUUUGGAGACAGUAUUACCACUGAUCACAUCUCACCAGCUGGUAGCAUCCACAAGGACAGUCCCGCGGCUAAGUACUUGAUGGAACGAGGUGUGGACAGAAGAGACUUCAACUCUUACGGGAGUCGCCGUGGUAAUGAUGAGAUUAUGGCAAGAGGCACUUUUGCUAAUAUCCGUAUUGUCAACAAACACUUGAAAGGAGAAGUUGGUCCCAAAACAGUUCACAUUCCCACAGGAGAGAAGCUUUCUGUCUUUGAUGCUGCCAUGAUUAGAGCUGCUGUGAGUUGUUUUAGAGAACAGUUAGUGAAGGCUGAGAAAUACAGGACCGAGGGACGCGACACAAUCAUUUUGGCUGGUGCUGAAUACGGUAGUGGAAGUUCUCGUGAUUGGGCUGCCAAGGGUCCAAUGCUUCUGGGUGUGAAAGCUGUGAUUUCAAAGAGCUUCGAGCGAAUUCACCGAAGCAAUUUGGUGGGAAUGGGAAUCAUACCUUUGUGCUUCAAGACAGGAGAAGAUGCCGAGACACUAGGCCUAACGGGUCAGGAGCUUUACACCAUUGAUCUCCCAAACAAUGUUAGUGAGAUAAAACCAGGACAAGAUGUAACAGUCAUCACAAACAAUGGCAAAUCUUUCACAUGUACACUCCGAUUCGAUACAGAGGUGGAGUUGGCUUAUUUCGAUCACGGAGGGAUAUUGCAAUACGUUAUCAGGAAUCUUAUCAAACAAUAAAUCUGGUAAGCAACCAGAGACUUGAGUUAUAUCCAAAGGUUUGUUGCAAUAAAAAUGUUUGCAGGGA